Molecule: messenger RNA, 3460 nt
Organism: Triticum dicoccoides
Lineage: Eukaryota; Viridiplantae; Streptophyta; Magnoliopsida; Poales; Poaceae
Product: putative pentatricopeptide repeat-containing protein At1g68930
Exons: 4
Coding region: 1-2265 (754 amino acids)
Biological process (GO): RNA modification
Molecular function (GO): zinc ion binding; RNA binding; protein binding
Source: RefSeq, a predicted model, not a curated record
AUGAGCCGCCCGCUCUGCAACCACUACGCCGCGCUCCUCUCCUCCACCGCCGCCGCCGGCGGCCGCGAUGGGGCCCGCGUCUCCGGCGCCGUCCACUGCCUCGUCCUCCGGACGGUCCCGCACCCGCCGCCCACCUACCUCCUCAACCACCUCCUCGCCGCCUACGCCAGGUCCGGCCGUCUCCCCCUCGCGCGCCGCCUGUUCGACGCAAUGCCCGACCCCAACCUCUUCACCCGCAACGCGCUGCUCUCGGCGCUGGCCCGCGCGCGCCUCCUCCCGGACAUGGAGCGGCUCUUCGCGUCCAUGCCCGAGCGUGACGCCGUGUCCUACAACGCGCUCAUCGCGGGCUUCUCGGGCGCCAGCGCCCCUGCGCGGGCGGCCCAGGCGUACCAAGCGCUGCUCCGGGAGGAGGCGGUGGUGGACGGCGCCAGGGUCAGGCCCAGCCGCAUCACCAUGUCCGGCAUGGUCAUGGCCGCGUCGGCGCUUGGGGACCGCGCGCUCGGCCGGCAGGUGCACUGCCAGAUCCUGCGGCUCGGGUUUGGGGCGUAUGCCUUCACCGGGAGCCCCCUGGUCGAUAUGUAUGCCAAGAUGGGGCUCAUUGGGGACGCCAAGCGGGUCUUUGAUGAGAUGGAGGGCAAGAAUGUGGUGAUGUAUAAUACCAUGAUCACGGGGCUCCUCCGGUGCAAGAUGGUUGCUGAGGCUAGGGGGGUGUUUGAGGCAAUGGCCGACAGGGACUCCAUCACCUGGACUACUAUGGUUACAGGGCUUACGCAGAAUGGGUUGCAGUCGGAGGCGCUGGAUGUUUUCAGGCGGAUGAGGGCCGAGAGUGUUGGCAUUGAUCAGUACACUUUCGGAAGCAUCCUUACAGCCUGUGGCGCCCUUGCUGCCUCAGAAGAGGGGAAGCAGAUCCAUGCCUACACAAUCAGAACUCUGUACGAUGACAAUAUCUUUGUUGGAAGCGCGCUUGUUGACAUGUACUCAAAGUGCAGGAACAUCAGACUGGCAGAAGCCGUUUUCAGAAGGAUGACCUGCAAAAACAUCAUCUCAUGGACCGCAAUGAUUGUUGGCUAUGGACAGAAUGGGUGCGGCGAGGAGGCUGUGAGGGUGUUCUCGGAGAUGCAGAGGGAUGGUAUUAAGCCUGAUGAUUUCACUCUCGGCAGUGUUAUAAGUUCUUGUGCUAAUCUAGCAAGCCUGGAAGAGGGAGCACAGUUCCACUGUAUGGCGCUCGUCUCAGGGUUGAGGCCGUACAUUACAGUGUCUAAUGCACUCGUUACCUUGUACGGAAAGUGUGGCAGUAUCGAGGACGCACACCGCUUGUUUGAUGAGAUGCCGUUUCAUGAUCAAGUCUCCUGGACUGCCCUUGUCUCAGGUUAUGCGCAGUUUGGGAAAGCAAAAGAAACUAUGGAUUUGUUUGAGAAGAUGUUAUUGAAGGGUGUGAAGCCUGACGGGGUAACAUUUAUUGGUGUCCUUUCUGCUUGCAGCCGUUCAGGGUUUGUGGAGAAAGGCCGCAGCUACUUUCAUUCCAUGCAGAAGGACCAUGGUAUUGUGCCCUUGGACGAUCACUAUACUUGUAUGAUUGAUCUUUAUAGCAGAUCAGGGAGGUUAAAAGAAGCUGGGGAGUUCAUAAGGCAGAUGCCACGGUGUCCUGAUGCAAUUGGAUGGGCAACAUUGCUUAGUGCAUGCCGGUUGCGUGGUGACAUGGAGAUUGGGAAAUGGGCUGCUGAGAAUCUCUUGAAAACUGACCCUCAAAACCCAGCGAGCUAUGUCUUGCUGUGCAGCAUGCAUGCUUCUAAAGGUGAAUGGAGCGAGGUUGCCCAGCUUAGGCGUGGAAUGAGGGAUAGGCAAGUGAAGAAGGAACCAGGCUGCAGCUGGAUCAAGUAUAAAAAUAAAGUUCACAUAUUUUCAGCCGACGAUCAGUCUCACCCCUUCUCUGGAACAAUUUAUGAAAAGCUCCAGUGGCUCAACUCUAAGAUGGUGGAAGAAGGAUACAAGCCUGAUGUCAGUUCUGUGCUGCAUGAUGUGGCAGAUGCUGAGAAGGUUCACAUGCUCAGCAAUCAUAGCGAGAAGCUUGCAAUUGCCUUUGGCUUAAUUUUUGUUCCAGAGGAAAUGCCGAUCCGGGUUGUCAAGAAUCUGCGUGUUUGUGUGGAUUGCCACAAUGCUACCAAGUUCAUCUCGAAGAUAACCGGUCGUGAUAUUCUUGUGAGGGAUGCUGUCAGAUUUCACAAGUUUAGCAAUGGCAUUUGCUCAUGUGGGGACUUCUGGUAAUUCCACUGUCUGUUUGGCCAACGUUGCACAUGCUUCAAGUUUAACUAAAGUCAGAAGUGCUACUGGAAGAAAAGGAGAAAAGCUGAACGAAGCUAAUCAUGGAUAAUAGUCCCUGGCCAUCAACUGGGUUUGUGUGACACAGUACGAACAAAUCACGUUCCCUGCAGGUGCAGGACUCAUAAGAGACAAAGGGAGAAUCUGCAUUUGCUAACAGCAGUAUGCAGUUUGGUAUAAGGAUUGUGCAUGACUUCUAUAUCCUUAUUGACUCUUGUGUACCAAAGUGGAAGGGGUAUUUUUUCGGUUAUGGCUUGGAGAUGGGCCUCAAGUUUGUUGAAAGAAGAUCCCACUUAUGGCUUUGCACCAAGCAGCAAAGGGAACAAAGCGAUUAAUCACCAUCCACUGAGUCUCUGUUAUUAACUUGGCUUCCAAAUCUCCAAGACUUUUGUUACGCAACCGAAGUGUUUCCACAGGCAGCCUAAAACAAUGCCAAUGUGAUGCCUGAACCAAUCCCUUGUUGAAGUUUAGUGCCUGGUUGCCAUAUGGGUACUUGAUGGCAAUGUGAGUCAUGUAAAGGGUAUAUUUCUAGCAGUUCUGCUUGGACAAGGUCAUUGCAGUUUUGUCACCAUUAGCUACUGGAGAACAAGCUGCAGCAAGUACUGGGAAGAACUUACUGGAGAAAUGCCCCUGAAGAACAGUUAUACUGCAAUUUGAAUAUCAGGAAUUGCAGAAGUCACUGGCUGCAUGCCCAAGAACCCCAGCAUGGCCAGUGAAGCCAAGUUGGCUUGGUUGUAGGAGUCCAUCUCAUGGAUGAUGAGGCUGGUGGUGGUGACCCGGGCGCUGGUGUUGUUGUUGAAGAGGCACAUCCCGUUGACGUAGAUGGUCUUUGUUGGGUACAAGCAGUUUGGCUGUGCUAGCAGAAAUUGCUUAGUAUCUAGUUUGGUGGUAGUGUACCAAAUUGUAAAUCUUGCAUGCCACUAGACCACAAGGUGGCAAGUGAAGCAUGGGCAUGCAGAGCUUGUUUGUAGAACACAGACACAGCUAGCUAGCUUAGCUGCAUUGUGCAGUGAAGCUAAGUGAAACUCUCGACAAUGAGAUCACAGCAACAUAUUUAUUCAGUUCCUACAUAUAUAAUAUAAUGUGCAUCUAGAAUACAGUAUAAUUUAUUCUGGUAGUCAACAAUCAGUUAUGGACUGAC